AAAAUGAGGAAUUGAUUAGAAAAAAAUUAUCUUUUUAUUUCAUGUAGAUAUGUCGAAACUACACUAGUUAUCAACUACGUUAUAAAAUGGACCAAUCAGACAAUUACUAAUGUUACAUAGGCCAACGAUGUCGUGUAUUCCAUUCUUCGAAGACGGUUUGAUAUGUGGCAUAUUUUUGUUGCACUCGAUUUAAAACAUAUUUUAUAAUAAUUCUAAUAUGUUUUACUUUGCUUCGUGCGUGUUUUUGAUAAUUAUUAUACCAUGUAUAUUUAACGAGAUUAUUUCGCAAAAUGUACCAUUUCACAGAGAGAAGUAUUAUCACGAACCAAUAUCUUUAACAAAUGAACAAAUUGUCACACUUGCUGAUAUGUCAAAUAUCACUAAUAUGGAACAUGUAUUAGAUAACAUUUGCAUUGUCAGAAUUGUAGGAAGUCCUCAACAUAAAAAAGUGAAAGAUUAUAUUACAAAAACUAUGAGUGAUCUUAAUUGGACUGUAGAAUCAGAUAUUUUUGAAGAUGUAACACCUAUAUUUGGAAAAAUUCAAUUUGAGAAUAUAAUUGCAAAAUUGAAUCCAAAUGCUACAAGGUAUUUAUCAUUAGCUUGUCAUUUCGAUUCAAAAUAUACCAAGGAAGGAGACUUUGUUGGUGCUACAGAUAGUGCAGUACCAUGUGCUCAAAUGAUCAAUAUUGCUACUGUCAUGGAUAAACAACUAAAGUCUAUUAAAGAUCAAGAUGUGAGUUUAAUGUUUAUUUUCUUUGAUGGAGAAGAAGCUUUUAAAUCUUGGGGUCCAAAGGACUCCAUCUAUGGAGCAAGACAUUUAGCAGAAAAGUGGCAUAACGAACGUACCACACUUAUACGAGAUAUUAAUGUUUCUGAACUUGAUAAAAUGGAUAUAUUAGUACUUUUAGAUUUGAUAGGAGCUUCUGAUCCAACAUUUUAUAAUUAUUUUGAAAAUACUCAAAGAUGGUACUCGUUACUUAUUAACCUUGAAAAUAGCUUAGCUGAUUUGAGAAAAUUCGAAAAUUAUUCCUAUGAGAAAUCAAAACAGAAAUACUUUCAACCAUAUUCUAUAUUGGCACAUAUAGAAGAUGAUCACAUUCCUUUUUUGAAAAAAGAUGUUCCAAUUCUACAUUUGAUACCAUAUCCAUUUCCAAUUUUUUGGCAUAAACCAGGAGAUAAUCGCAGUAAUAUAGAUAUGAAAACAACAGAGAACAUUAACAGAAUUCUAAGAGCAUUUAUUGCUUCAUAUUUACAUAUCAAUGUAUGAUAGACAUUUUUUACUAUAACUGUACACAGUAGUAAUAUGAACAUGGGUGUCAAUUAUAUUACUAGAAUAUACUAGUAUAUCUAUUAAAAAAAGACACUUAAUGUUAGUUAUUUAUAUAAUAUUAGAAAAAGAAAGAUAGGGAGAGAGAAAUGUAAUAAAUUGAUAUCUGUAUACAAAAA
This is a messenger RNA of Vespula vulgaris, 1446 nucleotides long. RefSeq names its product glutaminyl-peptide cyclotransferase (gene isoQC). The record is from RefSeq and is a predicted model, not a curated record. NCBI's taxonomy places the organism in Eukaryota, Metazoa, Arthropoda, Insecta, Hymenoptera, Vespidae. The coding region runs from base 218 to 1267 and encodes 349 amino acids. The transcript has 6 exons. Gene Ontology annotation, molecular function: glutaminyl-peptide cyclotransferase activity; zinc ion binding.